Messenger RNA from Bipolaris victoriae FI3, 150 nucleotides. RefSeq lists its product as hypothetical. Lineage: Eukaryota; Fungi; Ascomycota; Dothideomycetes; Pleosporales; Pleosporaceae. The record is from RefSeq and is a predicted model, not a curated record. The annotation marks the transcript as partial. The transcript has a single exon.
UUUCCAUUCCCAGGGCCUUUUGCCCCCCUUCUGUCCUUGUUGACACUGUCGGGUAAGACCUGCCACAUCCCAUUGUCUGACCUUCAGCUCGCCGCUAGCCGUGCCAGAGCAUCACCUGCGCGACUGUCGCACCUGGCCACCGCAACUUGA